AGGCUGUAGGAGCUGAAGACUUCCCAGGCUCCUUCAAGUGGGGCAGAAACAAGGGUUUGCCAACCAUUAUCUUCUCAGCACAGCAGCUACUUAAAAUGCCUGGGAAGGUGGCCGUGAACUUUGGAGUCUCAAAUAUACUUUGGAUAGUAUUUGCAGCUUCUCAAGCUUUUAAAAUAGACACCUCCCCGGAAUACAGAACUCUGGCUCAAAUUGGUAACUCCAUCAUGUUGACUUGUAGCACGGAAGGCUGUGAGUCCCCAUCUUUCUCCUGGAGAACUCAGAUAGACAGUCCAUUGAAUGGGAAGGUGAAGAACGAGGGGACCAAGUCUACGCUGACCAUGGAUCCUGUUAGUUUUGAGAAUGAACACUCUUACCUGUGUACAGCAACUUGCGGAUCUGGGAAGCUAGAAAAAGAAAUCCAGGUGGCUAUCUACUCUUUCCCAAAGGAUCCAGAGAUUCAUUUGAGUGGCCCUCUAGAGGUCGGGAAGCCUAUCACAGUCAAGUGUGUUGUCCCUGAUGUAUACCCGUUUGACAGGCUGGAGAUGGAUUUAUUGAAAGAUGACCAUCUCAUGAAGAAGGAGGAGUUUCUGGAGGAUAUGGACAGGAAGUCUCUGGAAACCAAGAGUUUAGAAGUAACCUUUACUCCUGUCAUUGAGGAUAUUGGAAAAGCUCUUGUUUGCAGAGCUAAAUUACACAUUGAUGAAAUUGAUUCUGUGCCCAAAGAAAGGGAGACUACCAAAGAACUUGAGGUCUACAUCUCACCCAAGAACACAGUUAUCUCUGUGCAUCCCUCCACGAGGCUGCAGGAAGGUGACUCUGUGACAAUGACAUGUUCUAGUGAGGGCUUACCUGCUCCAGAGAUUUUCUGGAGCAAGAAAUUAGAUAAUGAGUAUGUUCAGCUUCUCUCUGGGAACGCAACUCUCACUUUAAUUGCCAUGAGGAUGGAAGAUUCUGGAAUUUAUGUGUGUGAAGGAGUUAACUUGAUUGGAAGAAAUAGAAAAGAGGUGGAAUUAAUUGUUCAAGAAAAACCAUUUACUGUCGACAUCUCCCCUGGGCCCUGGGUUGCUGCUCAGAUUGGUGACUCAGUCGUGCUGACAUGUGGUGUCACAGGCUGUGAGUCCCCUUCUUUCUCUUGGAGAACGCAGAUAGACAGCCCUCUGAGCGGGAAGGUGAGGAGUGAGGGGACAGAGUCCACGCUGACCCUGAGCCCUGUGAGUUUGGAGAAUGAACACUCUUACCUGUGUACUGUGACAUGUGGACGUAAGAAACAGGAGAAGGGAAUCCACAUCGAGCUCUACUCAUUCCCUAGAGAUCCAGAAAUUGAGAUGAGUGGCUUGCUGGUGAAUGGGAACCCUGCCACGGUGAGCUGUACGGUUUCUGAUGUGUACCCCCUUGACCAUCUGGAAAUUAGACUACUGAAGGGGGAGGCUGUUCUGAUGAAUAAGCACUUUUUGGAGGAAACGGACAUGAAAUCCCUAGAGACCAGAAGUCUGGAAAUGACUUUCACCCCCAGCCCUGAAGAUUCUGGAAAAGUUCUUAUUUGUCAGGCUAAGUUACAUAUUGGUGAAAUGGAAUCUGAACCCAAACAAAGGCAGAACACACAGACCCUUUAUGUCAACGUCGCCCCCAAAGAUCCUACCAUCUUGGUCAGCCCCUCCUCCAUCCUGGAGGAGGGCAGUUCUGUGAAUAUGACAUGCUACAGUGAUGGCUUUCCAGCUCCAAAAACCCUGUGGAGUAGACAGCUAAAUAAUGGGGAUGUUCAGCCCCUUUCUGAGAAUACAACUCUCACCUUACCUUCUACAAAAAUGGAAGAUUCUGGCAUUUAUGUGUGUGAAGGGAUUAACCAGGCUGGAAUAAGCAGAAAAGAAGUUGAAUUAAUCAUCCAAGUUUCUCCAAAAGACAUGCAGCUUACAGCUUUUCCCUCUGAGAGCGUCAAGGAAGGAGAUACCGUCAUUAUCUCCUGCACAUGUGCAAAUGUUCCAGAGACUUGGAUAAUCCUGAAGAAAAAAGCGGAGUCGGGGGACACGGUGCUGAAGUCUAUUGAUGGCGCGUACACCAUCCGCAAAGCCCAGCUGCAGGAUGCAGGCGUGUACGAGUGCGAAUCGAAAAAUGAAGUCGGCUCCCAGUCGAGGAGUUUAACACUUGAUGUUAAAGGAAGAGUAAAUAACAAGGAUUAUUUUUCUCCUGAACUUCUGGUGCUCUAUUGUGCUUCCUCCCUAAUAAUUCCUGCCAUUGGGAUGCUUAUCUACUUUGCAAGAAAAGCCAACAUGAAAGGAUCAUACAGUCUUGUCGAGGCACAGAAAGCAAAAGUGUAGCUAACACCUGAAAGGUUCACCCGGAAACACGAUUUGUAAGACCAAAUCAUCGUUCCACCAUCAAGAGCAAAAGACUUCACAGAGAAUGCAGCAAAAAAAGUCACUGCCCUUGAGACGAGAUGACAGGAAGGGAUUCUCAGAUGUGUACAUAUAAUGACAUGACCUGUACAUAUGUAAAAUAAAAUUAUGCCAAGGCAAGUUUGCUUGGUAUAGCAGCACUCUAUAUUCAGCUCACAGUGCUGUUUGGACUGACUGUUAUAACUUAAUGCAUCUUAGGAAAAUUUAAUGUUAAUAUUGACUGGCAGCUGACUAGUAUUAUCUUUCUUAUGUUUUAAAUUUUUAAACAAAAUUUGGAUCCUAUGAAUUCUAUUGACAAUAAUUUCAGGUGUAAAAAAAAAGCCAGGGUCUUAUUUUUUUUAUAGGAAAAUUAUAAACAAAGAGGGCACUGGGUUGACUUUCAGGUACUAAAUACCUCAACUGAUGGUAUGGUUGACCGGGUUUCUCUGUAUGGUACGGCAUGGUAAGGAGAUGUUUUAUGAUGAUUGUUCAUUGAAAUCUUUGUAACUUGACUAACUUGGUUUAAA
Castor canadensis (American beaver) is the source of this 2899-nucleotide messenger RNA. RefSeq names its product vascular cell adhesion molecule 1 (gene Vcam1). Gene Ontology annotation, biological process: cell-cell adhesion. Gene Ontology annotation, molecular function: integrin binding. The record is from RefSeq and is a predicted model, not a curated record. Lineage: Eukaryota; Metazoa; Chordata; Mammalia; Rodentia; Castoridae. Gene Ontology annotation, cellular component: plasma membrane.